AUGGUUGGACUGAAGCCUUCAGAGGUGCCUCCCACAACGGCUGUGAAGUGCCUGGGAGCAGGCACGGCAGCCUGUUUCGCUGACCUCCUCACCUUUCCACUGGACACAGCCAAGGUCCGCCUACAGAUCCAGGGGGAGAACCAGGCAGCCCGGGCCACCCAGAACGCUCAGUACCGCGGCCUGCUGGGCACCCUCCUGACCAUGGUGCGCACCGAGGGCCCCUGCAGCCCCUACAACGGGCUGGUCGCCGGCCUGCAGCGCCAGAUGAGCUUCGCCUCCAUCCGCAUCGGCCUCUACGACUCCAUCAAACAGUUCUACACCCCCAAAGGAGCAGAACACUCCAGCAUCACAACCCGGCUCCUGGCCGGCUGCACCACAGGGGCCAUGGCAGUCACCUGUGCGCAGCCCACAGAUGUGGUGAAGGUCCGAUUUCAGGCCAGCAUACAGAUUGGGCCUGGGAGUAACCGGAAAUACAGCGGGACUAUGGAUGCCUACAGAACCAUCGCCAGAGAGGAAGGGGUCAGGGGCCUGUGGAAAGGAAUUCUGCCCAACAUCACGAGGAACGCCAUCGUCAACUGUGCCGAGAUGGUGACUUACGACGUCAUCAAGGAGAAGCUGCUGGACUAUCACCUGCUGACUGACAACUUCCCCUGCCACUUUGUCUCUGCCUUUGGAGCCGGCUUCUGUGCCACGGUGGUGGCCUCCCCAGUGGACGUGGUGAAGACCCGGUAUAUAAACUCACCCCCAGGCCAGUACCGCAGCCCCCUGCACUGUAUGCUGAGAAUGGUGGCCCAGGAGGGGCCCACAGCCUUCUAUAAGGGAUUUACACCCUCCUUCUUGCGUUUGGGAUCCUGGAAUGUGAUGAUGUUUGUCAGCUACGAGCAGCUGAAACGGGCCUUAAUGAAUGUGCAGAUGUUACGGGAAUCUCCCUUCUGAACAGGCAAGAGGCCACUUUGUUCUUGACAGGUACGAAGCCAAUUAAGAACGGGAUAAAGCAGUAUGUCCAUGCUCACAGGGACACACGCCCACACAUGUUUACAGAACUGUUUUCUUGCUGCUGAUUCAAGAAAUAAGUGGAAGAGGAGGACAGAUUCCAGUCUUCAGUCUUUGUCUUAAGAACACCUUGAUUUUGCACUGGCAAGAUGGAAAAUAAAUUAUAUUAAUUUUUGAAGCCCAUUAGUCUGGAUGCCUAACAUUUAGGCAAAAGAAAAUAAAUCAAAACAUCCAUUUGGAUAAAAUGGAAAUUUUCAAACUCAUGACCCCUGAAAAUCUGAUUAGACAAUGAAUUAUAAACAGGAAAGACUGCAAGCAUGGGGAUGGAGUGGACACACGGAUUCAGCUGGAAAUCCACUAAGGACCCUAGAGGGGCACUGAAGAAGCAAUGCAAAGCUUGUGAUUGCAGUCUUCAAUUAACCAUGGACUGCCAGCCAUAUUGUAAUGUGUCUGCUGUGUAGAACCCAUUAGGAUUCUAGGAAAUGAGAGAGAAAAAGAGAAAACCUAGAACCCGUGCCAAAAGAGCCCUGCUGAGCCACUGGGGGUCUGAGGCUUGUGCAUCUUCCAUGGUGACACUGAAGAAUCCAGAUGGCAGCCUCUGUCCCCUUUCCUAUAAAAUGGGGAUAAUCCCCUCCCUGCCUACCUCACAGGGGUGUUAUGACGAUCAAUGUGAAGCUGGACAUGAAAGUGCUUUAUAAGAGCUAACGAUGUGUACAAUGUACAGACGUACAAUGUAACAACAGUGUCAUGGGAAAGAUUUUGUGACAGAGGGGUACUACUAGGGAAGUUUUUGAAAGGCAUGGUUGUUUAGAGGUGAGACCCAGAGAACCAGGGGUGAGGAUGGGGGUGGGGGUGGUGACAGAGG
Molecule: messenger RNA, 1858 nt
Organism: Choloepus didactylus (southern two-toed sloth)
Lineage: Eukaryota; Metazoa; Chordata; Mammalia; Pilosa; Megalonychidae
Gene: UCP3
Product: uncoupling protein 3
Exons: 6
Coding region: 1-936 (311 amino acids)
Biological process (GO): adaptive thermogenesis; mitochondrial transmembrane transport; response to cold
Cellular component (GO): mitochondrial membrane
Molecular function (GO): oxidative phosphorylation uncoupler activity
Source: RefSeq, a predicted model, not a curated record